Molecule: messenger RNA, 1275 nt
Organism: Funneliformis geosporum
Lineage: Eukaryota; Fungi; Glomeromycota; Glomeromycetes; Glomerales; Glomeraceae
Source: the annotation of a GenBank genome assembly
AUGAGUUGGAAAGGUACUAGUAGAGCUUUGGGGAGGUUACCUCAACAUAUUCGCGCAAAAACUGGACUUGGAACUUCUACUCAAGAUACUGACUAUGAUGAUAUUCUCAAUCGUUUCGUGGAGUUGCAUAAUAAGACAGAACAGAUGUAUAAAGAUGCUGUUAAAUUUAGGGACGGUAUCUCAUUUAUUCUGAAUCAUCAGGCUAAUUUUUCCGAUAUUAUGGUAGAAUUAUAUAACCCUAUUGUGGGUAAGAAUGAAGCUGAAUCAACUACUCGUCGGAUUACAACUCCUGUUCAAUCUAUGAAUUCUAUUAAAGAAUUUCAAAUGACGAUGGUCGAAUUGAGAGAUAUUAUUUUACCUGAAUUGGAUCACGUGGAUAAUAUGGUAGUAUCACCUUCUAAGGACUUCAUGGACAUUAUUAAAAUGAUUAAGAAAACUAUUAUAAAACGGGAGCACAAAAAGGUGGAUUUUGACCGAUACACAACUAGUGUGAGAAAGCUUCAAGAAAAAAAGGAUAGAUCGUUGAGUGAGGGAAAGUCAUUGGUUAAGGCUCAAGAAAACCUUAGCAAGGCGACAGGAGAAUACGAAUAUUAUAAUGAAUUACUCAAGAAGGAAUUACCCGCAUUCUUUGAAUACAGGGCUCAAUUUAUUGAAUUAAUUAUCACAAAUUUUUAUAAUUUACAAUUAAAAAUUUACGGGAUUUUACAUGAAAAAAUGGAACUUUUAAUUAAUAAAACUGGCUACUUUGAUGUUCGGUCUGAUAUAUUAGAAAAUUAUAAUGAAAGGACAGUAGAAGUAAAUCAACAAAUGGAACAAUUAACUUUAUUACAUAGAUUUGACAAGAAAGGAUUGAAAAAAGAAAAUAGUGACACAAGUGACGGGACAGGGUAUUCUAGUAAAAAUUCCGCGUAUAAAUCAAAGAAUAACGAUAGUGAGGAUGAUGCGGAUGCGCCACCACCUUACUCAUCUAUAGCUACUCCUCCUGUAAAAAUGCCAACUGGACCAAGCUCUGCAGCUAGGUCCCCAUCAAAUCCAAAACUUUAUCCUAUUUAUAAUGCUCCUCCAUCUCUUCCUCCUCAUGGUUCAAAACCAAUUACCGUCCAGUAUGUAAGAGCUUUGUACGAUUAUGAUGCGCAAGCAGGAAGUGAUUUAUCAUUUAAAAAAGGUGAUAAGAUUGAGGUUAUUAAUCGAACAGCAAAUGUAAAUGAUUGGUGGAAAGGAAAAUUGAACAAUGUAAUUGGUGAUUUUCCAGGAAAUUACGUUGAAGAUUGGUGA